CUUUAUAGCACCGUUUCUCAUAUUAUCAGGAACGUUUCUUUGCUAGUUCUCUCCGGUCAUCAUCUCCGAACAAAUUUGUCAGAAGAGCCAUGGACUUUGUUCUGAAUAAGAUUAAUAAGCACUUGGACAAUCACAUGAUCUUUGAUCAGCAUAUGAAGGACCUUAAAAGGAAAUUAAAAGAAUUGAAUGGUACGAAGAAAGAUACGGAAUCUAUAAUGAGAAAAGAGCUGCAGCCAAGGAAGAAACUCAAGGCGGAAGUCCAGAUAUGGUUGGAAAAUGUUGAAAGACUCAAUGGCGAAGUGCAAGACCUUGAUGACAGAAUCGGUGAAAGUAGUGCUCUUACACGGGGAUUUCACACAGAAGAUGUGUCAAAGAUUACAAAGGAAGUUGAAGAACUUAUUAUUCAACAUGGUAAGUUUCAUGGAGGUUUGGUGGUUGACAAUCCUCAAUGGAUCGGACAAGUUUUAUCGACAAUAAGUUUAUCAGGUGAAGCUGUAAAGGCCUGUGUUAAAGAGAUUUGGCAGUGCUUGAUGGAUGAUGGGGUUCGAAAGAUUGGAGUUUGGGGCAUGGGUGGCGUGGGGAAAACAAGCAUGAUGAAGGUUAUAAACAACCAACUCUUAAAAGAGACGGGGAAAUUUGAAAUUGUGAUUUGGAUCACUGUAUCCAAAGAGGUGAGUAUUGUUAAACUGCAGAAAGACAUUGCACGUAGAAUUGGAGUAGAAUUUUCUGGUGAUGAAGAUGAAACUACAAGGGCAGGGAUGAUCUUUGAAACAUUGUCUCAGAAGGGUAGGUUUGUGAUGAUCUUGGAUGACCUAUGGGAGAAGGUUUCACUUGAGAGAAUAGGAAUUCUUGAUCGUCGGUGA
Messenger RNA from Hibiscus syriacus, 863 nucleotides. Its product is annotated as disease resistance protein RFL1-like. NCBI's taxonomy places the organism in Eukaryota, Viridiplantae, Streptophyta, Magnoliopsida, Malvales, Malvaceae. The transcript has 2 exons. The coding region runs from base 90 to 863 and encodes 257 amino acids. The record is from RefSeq and is a predicted model, not a curated record. Gene Ontology annotation, molecular function: ADP binding.